GCUGCUGGAGCAGCAGGAGGCGACGGCAGCCGGGGUAGGACAUGCCCCGUAAGAGGCCGUUCAGCGCUAAACAGAAGAAGAAGCAGCUGCAGGACAAACGGGAGCGAAAGCGGCAAGGUUUUCAAGAUGGCGUGAGAUCGAGCUCGAACAGCCGGAGCGGCAGCCAUGAUAGGCACGAGGACCACACGGACACAUCGGACAGUGAGUCGUUCUCCCUACAGGUCCGCAAGCUCAACCAGCAGCCUCAGGUCCGCAAGCCAGGGGAGCAUGGCUACGAUCCCAACAGGUACCGAUUGCACUUUGAGCGAGAGAGCAGAGAGGAGGUGGAACGGAGAAAGAAGAUCGCACGGGAAAAGAUCUUGGAGCCGGUACCAGAAGUUGAGAUGGAGGUGGAUAUAGAGGAUGUUUACAAGACUGGCUCGGCACUGGAUUUUCCCAAGCGCCCGCUCUGGAAUUAUCAGAUGACCAAGGAGCAGCUGCUGGCCCGAGAAGAUAAGUGUUUCCGUGAAUAUCUGGAGAACAUCUAUAGUACAUUCCAGCCAAGCCAUCUGAGUUACUUUGAGCACAACCUGGAGACAUGGAGGCAGCUGUGGCGUGUUCUGGAGAUGUCAGACAUCGUGUUGCUCAUUACAGACAUCCGGCACCCGGUGAUCAACUUUCCCCCAGCCCUCUACGACUUUGUGACCAAGCAGAUGAAAAACCUUAUCCUGGUACUGAACAAGAUUGACUUGGCACCCCCCAGCCUGGUAGUGGCCUGGAAGUACUACUUCAAGAGCCGGUUCCCAGAAGUUCACGUGGUUUGCUUCACUUCCUACCCACAGCAAGACCAGGAUCCAAGUGCAGUGUUUAAGAAACGGCGGAAGCGUCGGAAGGGAUGGAGCACAGCCAUGGGGCCUGAUCAGCUGCUGAAUGCCUGCGAAAGCAUCACGGCCGGGAGAGUUGACUUGAGCAGCUGGAAGGAGAAGAUCGAGCGGGAUGCAGCCAGCGCUCACCUGCCGCUUGAAGACUCGGAGGAAGAGGAGGAAGAUGAUGACGGGGCCGCUGUACUAGUAGAGCACCAAACGGAUGUGGCUAUGGAGGCUGGGGAGCCCUUCCAGGAGCUCUAUAAGGAUGGAAUUCUGACCGUAGGCUGCGUGGGCUUCCCCAACGUGGGCAAGUCCUCCCUCAUCAACGGGCUGGUGGGCCACAAAGUGGUGAGCGUCUCCCGCACGCCGGGCCACACCAAGUACUUCCAGACUUACUUCCUGACGCCCACAGUCAAGUUGUGCGACUGCCCUGGACUCAUCUUCCCUUCCCUUGUGGAGAGGCAGCAGCAGAUCCUGGCUGGUAUCUACCCUAUUUCCCAGAUCCAGGACCCCUACACUUCUGUGGGGUACCUGGCUGGCCGAAUCCCUGUCCAGGCUUUGCUCAAGCUGCGGCAUCCAGACGUGGAACCUGGCAAGCCUGAACCUCUGUGGUGCGCUUGGGAUGUCUGCGAAGCCUGGGCUGAGAAACGAGGCUACAAGACUGCCAAAGGAGGCCGCAAUGAUGUCUACCGAGCAGCCAACAGCCUCCUACGGCUGGCUGUGGACGGGCGCCUCUGUUUAUGCAUGCGGCCCCCAGGCUACGCUACGCACAAAGCCACCUGGGAACGUCACCCAGAGACCGCUGAGAUCUCUGCUCUGCAAGAGGCUCACCGCCAAGAUGGAAAGCACAGCUCCGGCGAGGAAGAGGAGGAAGACGAAAUCUCCAGCUCAGGAGAAGAGGAGGACGAAGAGAAAGACCGGGACGCUGAUGAAGAAGGAGAGGAGGAGGAGCCCUUCACCGCACCCCGGAGUGGACCUGGCCUGCCCGUUCCCCCCAGAAGGGGAAAGUUUGCUGGCCAGAACUUGUUUGCUUUGCUGGGGGAGGAUGAGUGUUAGCAGCUGCCCCUGCUGGACAGACUGAGAGGGGGAGGCCCUGCCCCAGAGUGCAUUCCCAAGCUCCAGAGCUACUGUGUAUAUCAA
Euleptes europaea (tarantolino) is the source of this 1985-nucleotide messenger RNA. It is a transcript of the gene GNL1, whose product is annotated as G protein nucleolar 1 (putative). The transcript is spliced from 12 exons. Gene Ontology annotation, molecular function: GTPase activity; GTP binding. The coding region runs from base 42 to 1901 and encodes 619 amino acids. Lineage: Eukaryota; Metazoa; Chordata; Lepidosauria; Squamata; Sphaerodactylidae. The record is from RefSeq and is a predicted model, not a curated record.